This is a messenger RNA of Coccidioides posadasii C735 delta SOWgp, 2589 nucleotides long. The record is from RefSeq and is a predicted model, not a curated record. NCBI's taxonomy places the organism in Eukaryota, Fungi, Ascomycota, Eurotiomycetes, Onygenales, Onygenaceae.
CUAGUGUUUCAUAAUGGUGCUGAAAAUGGCUCCAUGUGCAGCCCCUGACUCACCUAGGCCGCAGGCCAAGUGCCUUGUUCCUGGUCAUGGCUCUCUCAUGAAUAUCUACCUUAGAUACCUGUUGGCCUCAGAGAAGCCUGAAGCCAGAACAGAAGCCCUCCCCUUUCCUUCACCUCCAUCUCUAGUCCCUCAGCACCCCCCUACUCCUUCACCUUUGCUAGAGCGCAGUGGCUGUCUCUGUUGCUCCAACUCACAAUCUGGCUCUGUGGCGGGUCCUGAGCAACCAUGAAGCGCUCCCAUGACCAUUGAGGUCCUGUCUGCUGCAGUGGCCGUAACCAAGUGUCUGAUAGCAAGUCAGAAUAUACUGAUUCCAGCAGCUCUUCGGAAGCCACUGUUGAAACCGACCCCAUGGAGUCUGAUGGCCCUGAACAACCAGCAAAACAUAGCUGGACCAGAGUUAGCUACCCCAUCCCCAGCCAGUUGCUGAGGGAUGAUGGAGGUGAUUUCAGUGAUGAUCCCCUUGAUGACACCGGGUUGGACCUGUCAGCCAUACCUGAGGAUUUUGACAAGGCACACAGGACACUUUCCCGAUGAGGUCGCAUGGAAGAGCGCUGGCGGCGGUACUGUAAAGCCAAAUUACGGGAGUGGUGAGCAGAUGACAAGUGGCGUGACCCUAAACAUGCUCUCUGUGAAGCAUCAGACAAUGACAUCCAUUGGUUUUUGGGCUGGUGUCUCAAACUCCAGCGAGGGAAAGACUGUUGUCACCUAAAGGGAACCAAGAAAGCAAGCUCAUUCAAAUCUGACUGGCGGAGCUUCCGCCAGUACUAUAAGAAGGUCACCAAGAGCAAGAUGCAUGAUGAAGACAGUACUAAUGUGUGGUGGGGUAUCAAAUUCUUGAUUAUGGAGCACGGCCUGGACAUGCAGAAAGGCAGGAAAGUUCCGGUGUACAUUGAGGACAUGGUUCCAUUCAAUGAGACCAUCCUGUCAACUCAGGAGAAAAAAUUCUGGCUUGGGUUCGAGCGGAUCCAAGUCUGCCUGUACAAUACUUUAGGACUCUUCACCAUACAUCGGAAGAAUGCCCUUCUGAGCUUGCAGUAUAAGGACCUCCAGUUCUCCCUCCAGAAGGACCCCAAGGGAGGCCCUCCAAUACCACUUGUGGAAUUGACAGCGGAGGGAGUUAAAAAGUUUAUGGGAUCAACAGAUUUGAUAACGUUUCCACUGCCUGAAGUGAUUUAUGGGCCAUUGUUAGUCUUCUGCCCACAUACAUACCUCUUUGGGAUGAUGUUCCAUGCCAAGGCAUUCCAACAUCCUGGACUGACGUCCAUGGCACAGCUGCGGAAGUUAUUUGUGAGGCGAGGUUGUCAGCAAAUGCCCUUGUGCUUGAAACAUGAGACUGCUGAUUGGUACAUAUUCUGCGAAACUGAGUUGGUCAAGGGAACUCCUGUUAUCCAGUGUAAAAAGCCAAUGCCCAAGCAGAAGAUGGGUCGCCUUCUGGUAGUUUUCAGUGAGAUCCAUGGCUGGCUUCACCCCCUUUUCUCACAUCAAUUCCGCUAUGGAGGUGGCAAGAUUCUCAAUGAGAGUGGAUGGGUCAGUGAAGAACAAUGGAUGCUAAUUAUGAAACAUGCGGACUGUUGCAUGUUUGUUGAACACUAUCAUUCUUGAACUGUUGGCACUGACAUGAUCCGGACCAUCUGUGGCCUUGAUCCAGAGAAGGAACUCAUGCGAGCUGUCGCCCGGCAGGACCGAUGGAGGGAUUGAUGUUGACCGCGCUAUCUCACUGCGGAAGAAAAGAAGAGUGUUGAAUCCGACCCUGAGCUUGUGGUGGCAAUCCACAAAUUAGAUACUCUUAAGGCUGAAUUUGGCUGCACUAGGAAUCCUAGUCUCCCUGCUUGUAUCCACCUGCAAGUGCGGGAGGUCAUGAAUACCUGGGAAUGACUGCUCAGGGCUCUGCGGAAAAAGAUGUGACUGGAAUUUGAUGAAAAGCAGGCUUUUCUUGACAUUGAGGCACAGCUUUUGGGAAAUGUGGUUGAGGAUAGUGAAGAGGAGCCACCGUCGGAGGACACCUUGCAUUCAAUUCUGUACAAGCUCCUCCAAAAGCUUCUCUUGUAUCCUGUGUCAGAUUGCCUGGAAGCAGAAUGGCAACGCCGCAAUGAAGCUGUUGAUUUUGUGGUCCUCUAUUGUGAUGUUCUUGAAGGCGGCCCUUGUCGCGGACGCCCGAAGAAAACACAGUGACUCAUGGGAAGUGGUGGGCCAGACGGUGACUCCAAUUCAAAGGAUGUUUAUAUGAUUAGAAAACAACCCUUGACUUUUGAUGAGCUCUUGCGCCUCACUGCUGAACACAUUGAAAAAGCUCUGAAACCACGUGCAUGUUUUCAGUGCUUUGCUGACAGAAAGCAACCGGAUGAGGUUCAUUGCCGGAUGUUUUAUGAUUCAGGGUGUCUUACCUGACACUUUGACAGCCAUCAUCUAGAGGACGAGCAAUGCAACUGGUGUGAGCUUUCUGUAUUACAUACAAUGCAUCUGCAGCGCCAUGCCAAGGAUGUUCAUCGCACGCAUUCUCGCCUUCGUCCACCGUUGUGAUUUCGGUUC